AUGCUGUGUGAACGCUGUCAGACACUCCAACAUUUCAGAGACUUAGCAAGAGCGACCACGAGCCCUAGGCUUCCCGAAUACAUAGAAACCCUCACACUUCGCGCUGCAGCACUGGCUGGAUGUGAUCUUUGUGCAAUCAUAUAUAAUGGCUUUAAAUGGUACAGUUAUGUUGAUAGCCGCGAUUUCCCCAACGCUAUACAAUGCUACCCUCCAAUCGAUGUUGACGAGCCAUUUUUUGCUUGGGAAGAUCCGCGUGGGACAGCAGAAGUUUUAGAAUUUUAUGCAGCUGAUGGCGCAGAGAGAAAAUAUUCAGUGCUGAAUCCUGGAAAAGCUGUCUACUCACAUUCCGACUCUGAAGCAUGCUACAAGCUGAUUGAGAACUGGGUUCAAGAGUGCAUACUAAGACAUCCUUCCUGUGCUAGUACGGAAGAAUCACGUCUUCCAACAAGAGUAAUAGAUGUCGGCAAAGCCGGCGACAUUCCAAAGCUUUAUAUCACUCGCAAAGAGUACGCUCCCUACAUUGCACUGAGUCAUUGCUGGGGUAGCUUUCAAAUCAUAACAACAACGAAAGGCACCCUCGGGAUCAGACAAGAAGGAAUUGAGUGGGCUGAUCUUUCGAAGACUUUCCAGGAUGCUAUCACCAUAACGAGAAAACUUGGCGUCAGAUACUUAUGGAUCGACUCUCUGUGCAUAAUCCAGGAUGACUCGGAAGACUGGCAAGUUGAAUCGUCGAGGAUGGGCCCGAUAUAUCGAGAUUCGUAUCUAACUGUUUGUGCCACACUGUCCGCUAAUGGUAGAGGUGGAUGCUUCUCAGAGAGAAGAGUCCAGAGUGGAAAUCUUUCGGAACGCCUUGAUGACCCAGAUGGGAAAUAUCCAUCAGGUGUUUAUGUUCGUCGUAAGUUCGAAGGACAACACAAUAUCCUCGAUCCUUUUGCUACUAGAGAAGUUGAGGCCUUCCCAUUACAUAGCCGAGCUUGGGCAUUUCAAGAGCGAUUGCUAGCCACGCGUGUUGUUCAGUAUACGCGGGAAGAGUUGAGAUGGGAGUGCAAAAGUGACACCAAGUGCGAAUGUGGAGGGUUUGAUUUGCAAAACACAACCGCACAUGGAACUAGGAAUUUCAAGAGUUACUACGAUGAUUCAAAAACGGCAGACAGUAAGACGCUUCGAGAGGCUUGGUCUCGAAUUCUCGAAUUAUUCUCGGAAAGGCAGUUGACUUAUGAGAGUGAUCGUCUGCCAGCAUUGUCGGCUAUUGCGCAAGACGUCCAAAGCGACCUGACUGGUGAGUAUCUUGCAGGAUUGUGGGAAAAGUUUCUUCCAGAAGAUCUUCUAUGGGAGGUAUUAGAGCCUAGGGUUUCAGCAAAAGGCUAUCGAGCGCCGUCAUGGUCAUGGGCAUCACUUGACUCGUCUAAGAUGAUGUGCUUCUCAAGUCGUACACAGUAUGCUGAUGAAGCCAAAUAUCCGCACAGAGUUCAUGUGAGAGUACUGGAAGUGGGUUGUAAACCAGCUGGACGAAACCCAAAGGGUAACGUCCAAAGUGGCUACCUUAAGAUUACCGGGCCAUUACUAGAGUCGACAGAAAUCGCUGCUUUUUAUACCAGCGCCACAAGCACGCGGGAUAACCACAGUGUUGCAGCUUUUCGAUAUCCCGACGAAUUCGCUAGCGAUACGAGCGACACGAAGCUGUUAAAACGACAGGAUAAGUCUUUGCCUCGGAAGCGGGUGUUUUUCCUCAGAUGCAUCACCUUCACAACCAAUCCCGACGGGAAGGCGAAAAAGGUUGCGUCGUUGGUUCUCGUUCCUUCUGACAGAGUUGCUAAUGCAUUCGAGAGAAUUGGGAAAUUGGUACAUGAUAAGUUAGGAGAUGCUGAGGAAUUCUAUCGUGAAUCGAAGGAGACCACUAUUACUAUUGUCUAA
Molecule: messenger RNA, 1914 nt
Organism: Glarea lozoyensis ATCC 20868
Lineage: Eukaryota; Fungi; Ascomycota; Leotiomycetes; Helotiales; Helotiaceae
Exons: 2
Coding region: 1-1914 (637 amino acids)
Source: RefSeq, a predicted model, not a curated record